Molecule: messenger RNA, 3461 nt
Organism: Amphibalanus amphitrite
Lineage: Eukaryota; Metazoa; Arthropoda; Thecostraca; Balanomorpha; Balanidae
Gene: chm
Product: histone acetyltransferase KAT7-like
Exons: 13
Coding region: 265-2370 (701 amino acids)
Biological process (GO): regulation of DNA-templated transcription
Cellular component (GO): nucleus
Molecular function (GO): zinc ion binding; histone acetyltransferase activity
Source: RefSeq, a predicted model, not a curated record
AAGCGCAACUUUUCGUUUGCACCAAAAUCAUUUAUGCAACACCUUUUAAAAUCUGUUCAAAACAAAUCGAUGAGCUGUUUUCAACUGACGCUCAGCACGAGUUAUCGUUGAGUUUUUCGAGUUCGUUCACAUAUCAUACAGCAAAUGAUGUUUUCGAACAUAGUAGGUCAUCGCCAAAUGUUUUGAAACAGCAUCACGUCUUACUACUGCUACACGUUUUUUGAAAUAGGUAACUCGAAUUGGAGGUCUGUCCCAGGUGCCGCCAUGUCGUCCAGCAGCUCGUCCAGCUCCAGCUCCAGCUCGGACAGCUCCGGCAGCUCGUCCGACUCGUCCUCGUCCGACACGGAGCAGUCGGCCGGGUCGCAGCGGUCCACCCGCCGCUCGCCCGGCAAAAGUCCCAAACCGCAGCCGGAACGGCGCAAAUCGUCGGGCGGCUCCGCGCCGGCUAAACCCACCAGGUCAGAGGCGCAGUCCAAGUCUGCCAGCCGGAAGGCCAGCUCCACGACCGGGUCAGCUGCGGGACGCUCCGCCACCUCGGCGUCCGCCGCCCGCGGGCCGCCCAAGAGUCCGGUGCGCCGGGCGGCCGCCGACUCCAAGGCAGCCAAGAAGAGCAUCUUCAGCCCGGACGAGAGCAGCGCCAGCGAGGCAGAGACGACCAGCAAGCCGGCCGCCAAGGCGCCGCCCAAGAAGGCCGGCCGCAAACCCAACGGGCCGGCCAAAAACUCGUCCCUGUCGUCCUCCAGGGCCUGCUCAGGCGCCGACAGCGGCUCGUCGUCGGCGGCCGAGGAGCCCGAUGGCGGUGCCGCGCCGUCCACCCGGCUGCCGGCGGCGGCGGCCCCUGCGCGGCCCGCCGCCGCCAGCUCGGCCACGCCGGCGGCGGGCUCCUCGGACAGCGAGGCGGUCCGGCGGCGCACGCGCAGCACCCGGCCCUCGCGCUCCCAGCUGAAACGGAGCACCAUCUACAACACCGACUCGGAGUCGGAGACCGCGGACAGUCAGCAGGGCACCAAGGGCCCGCGCAAGAAGAAGCGUCUGGGGGGCAGCGGGCCGGCGCCGCCGCGGCCGGCCGCCGAUCAGCCGCCGCCGCAGCGGCCGCCCACCAUGGGCGAGGGCUCGUGCCCGGUGCCGGGCUGUGACAGCAGGGGACACCUGAGCGGCCUCUACGAGCGACACUUCAGCCGCAUCGCCUGUCCCGUCUUCCACCGCACCACGGACGCCCAGGCCAAGGACCACCAGCUGGAGCGGGAGAUCCGCGCCUCGGACCGCCAGAAGGCGCUCAACAAAUACCGCAGCGGCCAGGUGACCCCCGAGCAGAAGAGCUACGUGUCGCGCAUCACCGGCCAGCGGCGGCAGUCGACAGAGAACAUGGACCGAAAGCCCGAGGUGAUAGACGAUGACCGGUCGCGGGAGAUCGACCUGGACAGCCUGGCGCCCAGCUACGACCUGAUGCUGUUCAGGGAGGCGCAGGCGGCCGCCAGCGCCCAGAUCGAGGACAACCUGCGUAACCUGCCCGACACGCCGGGCCUGCACUCGAUCGAGAUGGGCCGCUUCGAGAUGGAGGUGUGGUACCAGUCGCCGUACCCGGAGGACUCUGCGCGCGGCUCGAAAAUGUUCAUCUGCCAAUACUGCCUCAAGUACCUGCGCUGCCGCACCUCGCUCGAGCGCCACAACGCCAAGUGUGUGUGGCGCUUCCCGCCGGGCGAUGAGAUUUACAGGAAGGACGCUCUCUCGGUGUUCGAGGUGGACGGCCGCCGGUUCAAGUCCUACUGCCAGAACCUCUGUCUGCUGGCCAAGCUGUUCCUGGACAACAAGACGCUCUACUUUGAUGUGGAACCGUUUCUGUUCUACGUGAUGACGGUGGCUGACUCGGAGGGGUGCCACGUGGUCGGCUAUUUCAGCAAGGAGAAGAACUCGUUCCUCAACUACAACGUGUCGUGCAUCAUGACGCUGCCGCCGUACCAGCGCCAGGGCUACGGCCGCCUCCUGAUCGACUUCAGCUACCUGCUGACCAAAACGGAGAACAAGAUCGGCUCGCCGGAGAAGCCGCUCUCCGACCUGGGUCUGAUCUCGUACCGCAGCUACUGGAAGGACGCCCUGCUGCGCUACUUCGCCGACUUCCGCGGCAAGGUGGUCAGCAUCAAAGACAUCAGCCAGGAGAUGGCGGCCAACUCCAACGACAUCGUCAGCACCCUGCAGGCGGUCGGCAUCGUCAAGUACUGGAAGAACAAACACAUCAUCCUCAAGAGACAGGACAUAUUUGAGGACUUUGAGGAGAAGCGGCGCCGUCGCGGUCCCGACCACAAGGAGAUCGAUCCCAAAUGUCUCACCUGGAAGCCGUUCCAGUCCUCGGAGCAGAGCAAGGCCUCCUGAGCUGGCCGUCCGGCGGCCGACCGCCAGGUCACGGUCACAGGUCACGGUGUGUGACGCGGACAAUGUGGCCACUGACACUGGCGGCUUCAAAACAUUCUCAGCUCAUCCAGCGGGGCUGCAGUUUAGAGCAAGAUGGCCGCACGGUGGUGCGCUCCGGGCUCCUGAUGAUUCUAGUUCUAGCUUACUUGAAAUCAUGUUUAAUUUAGAUCAAAGCCUGUUUUACUCUUUCUUUCUGUGUUUUAUUUAUUUUUGUUUUAUUUUUCAAGGUUGACGUGAAUGAUCCAUAAGGCAUAUUUUGUGUGUGCGUUUUUUACAUCCCCUUAUGUUUUGUCGCUCGGUGUAAGACAGCCGGUAUCCGAAAGGAGGCCCAGUUGUUUGAUGAGAUUUGUUAGGCGCAUCCUUUGAAUUGAUGCUGCUAUCGGAUGUGUAAUGUGUUAAUGCAUGUUUUGUGUACAUACGAGUACACAUGCUCAAGCUGUGUAACGUGUAGUUGCAUAUAGUUGUGGGAUUGAAACUCUGCGCGAGCGGCUUAGUGUCUGUUCAGUACUGUUUCAUCUGUUUGGAGGCGCGAUGUCGGACCCCUCACAUAGAGCGUCAUCGGUCUUAUCCAAUGAGAUGUGUUGGAUCGUCGUGGAUCAUUCGCCUGUCCAAGCGAACUAUGUGUUGUCGCCGUGGCUCUGACAUGUUGAUGUAUUAUGUAGGAGACACAGCUGAUGUUGUACGCCGAUGGACUAUGGCUUCGAGCGUUCCAGUUCCUUCAACGCACAGAUCUCGCUUUUUUCGUAGGGCGCUAGAACGAAUUUACUUUUUAUUAAUUAAAUUGAUAUUCCGCCAACCAAUCACAGAUUUCACGAGGUACAUCAUCAACAUCGUUGCAUGUUCGUUUUUGCCAUCCAUAUUUAUCCUAAAGACGCUGUGUUUGCCGGCUCACGGCUGACCGUGGGCUGCCGCCGUCUUUCCCGCGGUUGUCUGGCGUCGAUGACGCUCCUGAACCGAUCCGUGUGCGUUGGAGCGUCCGACUCUGUAGAUACAUAUGUCCGCUAUGAGAACAUCACAUCGGUGGCCGCAAUACAGCGGAUGUGUUUACUGUA